AUGAAGACAACUCUAUUCUUCCUGAUCGUCGCUCUGUGUGCAGUUGCAUUGGCUGCUCCAUCAUCUGAGCAGAAGCGAGAAGGAAAGGGCAAAGGCAAGGGCCGCCAGGAGAUGGCGGAUUCCGGCUCGGCAGAGGGUGCACAGGACGAUAGCCAAGAGGAAAACCGCGGAGGAAAAGGCAAGGGAGCAAACGGUAGAAUGACCGAAAAGGGUGGAAAGGGCGGAAAGGGCGGAAGGGGCGGAAAGGGCGGAAAGGGUGACAUGGAAGAUGAGAUGGAAGGCCCCAGACGGCGUAUGGAUGGUCCGAUGGGAAAGGGCCAGCAGAAGGAGAAUGGAAAGGGUCGUGAUGCAAAGCCGAAGGAACAUGGCAAAGGAAAAAAGAACUAA
Anopheles funestus (African malaria mosquito) is the source of this 387-nucleotide messenger RNA. RefSeq lists its product as uncharacterized. The record is from RefSeq and is a predicted model, not a curated record. NCBI's taxonomy places the organism in Eukaryota, Metazoa, Arthropoda, Insecta, Diptera, Culicidae. The coding region runs from base 1 to 387 and encodes 128 amino acids. The transcript has a single exon.